This is a messenger RNA of Penicillium antarcticum, 2328 nucleotides long. RefSeq names its product dolichyl-phosphate-mannose-protein mannosyltransferase (gene pmt4). The coding region runs from base 1 to 2328 and encodes 775 amino acids. Gene Ontology annotation, cellular component: endoplasmic reticulum; membrane. Gene Ontology annotation, biological process: protein O-linked glycosylation via mannose. The transcript is spliced from 3 exons. NCBI's taxonomy places the organism in Eukaryota, Fungi, Ascomycota, Eurotiomycetes, Eurotiales, Aspergillaceae. The record is from RefSeq and is a predicted model, not a curated record. Gene Ontology annotation, molecular function: dolichyl-phosphate-mannose-protein mannosyltransferase activity.
AUGUCGUCCCCUUCGCCCUCUCUGCGGAAGAGAGGCGGAAAGAACGAGGCUUACACCGCAUUGCCUUCUGAUGAUGGCUCUCUGACUCCUGCGGCGCCGGUCAAAAAAAGUUCGGAAUGGGACUAUUGGCUGGCCAUACUCGUUCUGACUGUUUUGGCUUUCGCUACGCGCUUCUACCGUAUCGAUUUCCCCAACGAGGUCGUUUUCGAUGAGGUUCACUUUGGAAAGUUCGCUUCAUACUAUCUGCAACGCACCUACUUCUUCGAUGUCCACCCGCCAUUUGGAAAGCUGCUCUUCGCCGCUAUGGGCUGGCUGAUCGGCUUCGAUGGACACUUCCUCUUCGAGAAUAUUGGCGAUUCCUACAUCGAGAACAACGUGCCCUACAUCUGGCUGCGUGCUAUGCCCGCUACCCUCGGUGCCCUGACCAUUCCCGUCGUGUUCCUCAUUAUGUGGGAGUCCGGAUACUCUUUGCCUGCCUGUGUGUUGGCAGGCGGUCUUAUGGUUUUCGACAACGCUCACGUUGGUGAGGACCGUCUGAUCCUCUUGGAUGCCACUCUCGUGUUGUCUAUGGCUCUCAGCAUUCUCUGCUAUGUUCGAUUCUACAAGCUGCGUCACCAGCCGUUUGGUCGUAAGUGGUGGAAGUGGCUUUUGUUGACCGGCUUCUGCAUGAGCUGUGUCAUCUCCACUAAAUAUGUUGGUUUCUUCACUUUCGUUACUAUCGGUGCGGCUGUCCUCAUCGAUUUGUGGAAUCUCUUGGAUAUCAACCGCCAGCAGGGCGCACUCGACAUGAUCAGCUGGGGCAAGCACUUUGUUGCUCGCGCUGUUGGUCUCGUUGUCAUUCCCUUCUUGUUCUACCUGUUCUGGUUUCAGGUCCACUUCGCCAUCCUCACUCGCUCCGGCCCCGGCGACGAGUUCAUGACCCCCGAGUUCCAGGAGACCCUCAGCGACAACCAGAUGACUGCCCAGUCCGUUGGUAUCCAGUACUUUGACACCAUCACUAUGCGCCACAAGGAUACCAAGGUCUUCCUCCACAGCCACUGGGACAAGUACCCUCUCCGCUAUGACGAUGGCCGUAUUUCCAGCCAGGGCCAGCAGGUUACUGGAUACCCCCACAAUGAUACCAACAACCAGUGGCAGAUCCUCCCCGCCGUGCCUUUUGAGGCGACUGAGCCCCGCAGCGUCAGGAACGGCGAUAUCAUUCAGCUCCGUCACGUUGGCACCGAGUCCUACCUCCUCACCCACGAUGUUGCCUCCCCUUUUUACCCCACCAACCAGGAGUUCACCACCGUCCCGCAAGAACAGGCCGACGGCGACCGUCACAACGACACCUUGUUCGAGCUCAAGAUUGAGUCGGGCAAGACCGCUCAGGAGUUCCGUACCCUUGCCAGCUUGUUCAAGCUGAUUCACGUCCCGACUCGGGUUGCCUUGUGGACACACACCACCCCAUUGCCCGAAUGGGGUUACAAGCAAGCCGAGAUCAACGGUAACAAGAACAUCCUGCAGUCCAGCAACGCAUGGUACGCCGAGACCAUCGAGAACCUGGAGGAGGAUAGCCCUCGUCUGGUACGGGAGGAGCGCAAGGUCAAGACUUUGCCCUUCCUGCGCAAGUACUUCGAGCUCCAGGGUGCCAUGUUCCACCACAACAACGCCUUGACCAGCAGCCAUCCCUAUGCCACUGAGCCAUUCCAGUGGCCGUUCCUGCUGCGCGGUGUCAGCUUCUGGACCAAGAACGAGACCCGCGGCCAAAUCUACUUCCUGGGUAACCCCAUUGGAUGGUGGAUUGCUAGCAGUCUUCUGGCUGUGUUCGCUGGUAUUGUCGGUGCUGACCAGCUCUCCCUCCGCCGUGGUGUGGAUGCAUUGGAAGAAAUCUGGGGUCCUGGUACUCGCUCGCGUCUGUACAACAGCACCGGAUUUUUGUUCCUGUGCUGGGCUGCGCACUACUUCCCCUUCUGGUUGAUGGGUCGUCAGCGCUUCCUGCACCACUACUUGCCCUCCCACUUGGCCUCCACUAUGGUGUGUGGUGCACUGAUUGAAUUUAUUUUCAACCUGCAGCCGCUUGAUCCCCGCACUGCCCUGCCACCGGUCGAUGACCCCACUGGCAAGUCCAAGGCUCGGUCGGUCAGCAGCUUGCGCCGCUUCAUCACCGCCAAAGAGCGCAUGGGCUGCAAGUCGCUCGUUGCGGGCUGGAUUGCUACCCUUGUCAUCCUGGCCGCCACCAUCUGGGGCUUCAUCUUCUAUGCCCCUCUGACUUAUGGUACCCCUGGCCUUGACGUUGCCGGCGUGACCGCCCGCAAGUGGCUGAACUACGACCUGCACUUUGCCAAAUAA